AUGUGUGGCUGUGGCACUGAGUUGUACUUCAUGUCAGUCUUCACCCAUGUGAAGCUCCUCUUCGGUGACUGUUGUGAGGACCUAGCAGACUGCAAACCAGGAUUUGAUGAGCCAGUGAGCCAGAUAAAGGUGAAGAGGCGAAGGCUGGUCAAAUCCUUGGAAGACCUCUGCUCCCAGUAUGAUCUGACAGUGCGGAGCUCCACUGGUGACAUCAUCCAGUUCAUCUACGGAGGAGAUGGCUUAGAUCCUGCCGCCAUGGAGGGCAAAGAUGAGCCUCUGGAGUUUAAAAGGGUUCUGGACAACAUCAAAGUGAGAUGCAGCACUCUGUUGAGGGGCCGUGGUGUGUGUCACACCCAGGGAAAACAGCAAGAGCUCCAUGUAUUAUGUGCUGCAGUUUCUGAAAAAGGAUCUACCCAAGGGGCCUCCAAGGAGCCACCACCCACUCCAACCCGCCUUACAAAGAAGCAAGUGAAGCAGAAGGUGGAGAGCUUGACCACUCAGCUCCAGGUGAUGACCGCCCAACGGAAUGAUCUGAGAGAUCGCCUCAUCUUAGUAACAGAAGGAUCCUUGGACAACAGGCCCUACCACAGGCCAAAUCCUUUCUAUGAAAAGCUCAAGAUGGAACAUCAGCAGGUCAUGUCAGACCUGCGGAAUUUCGAGAAUGAGAAUUGGGAGGCCUCACAGAAGCUCAGUGAGCUGACCAAAGAGAAAGUUUUCCUUUGUGAUCUGCAGAGCUGGCUCCUGAUGGAGCAGAGUCAGCUCAAAAAGAAGUUGGACAUGCUGAGGCAAGAGAAGGAGAACCUACUGGAGGAUUGGGUCCUGCUGAAACAACACUUGGGUGACUUGCAAGUGCUCAGUAAGGAUGAAGAAGAGAGCAGUGACCUCCAGAACCAGCAACAGGAGGAGCAGCAAAGAAUGGAAGAGAGACUCCAGAGCUUGCUGAAGCAGAGGGAGCUGGUCACACAACAAAAACACCUGGCAUUAAAGCUGCAGCAUCAUUUGACUGUUUCCCAGAUGAGGUCAGAAAAUCUCCAACAUGAGCUGGAACAAUCCACAGCUCAGGAUGAGAGCCUCCUGACCACAGAGCUGCUGUAGCAGGAGCACUAAAUGUCAUAAUGACUCUUUGGACAUGAUUCUGAAGAGCAAGUUCAAAGCCCGGUGUACCAGAUCCUCAGUGAAUCCGAAAGUGGAAGAUAAAAUGAGACUGUCGUCUUGGAGUUUACUAACAACAGCUCCUGGAACCUGGAUCUCUUAGCUGUACUCACCAAGGCCUGGUACUGAAAGUUAUUAUUGUCCUCCUAACAUAUCUAAAGACCCAAAAAUGAUGAUAAAUGACAGAGAAUAUAUCUCUGUGGACAAGAAACAGUGUCUGUUUCUUGAUCAAACUACAUCACAGUAUUUACAUCUAUCAGAGCCAGCUUGCCAGAAGAGGUUAAAGAGCAGGAUUGGAAACUUUUUGGAAGUCCAGAAGACCCAGCAAUGAAGAUACUUGAAAUAGAAUCUGUACUUCUGAGAUUUCCUCCUGGGGACAAGAGUGACUAUGUUGAUGGAGGAAAAGUAUACACUGGGUUGGACAGCCCCAUAAAAAAUGAAACAACAAAUAUAGUUUGUGGGCUUUCUGGAAAAACUGGAUUUAAUGCCUGUCUUGUAGAAGACCCACUACCUAGUACCUCUGAAGGAAAAAACACACUCCACGGAAAUCCCCACUAAUUUGAAAAGUACUCUUCAAUAAAGUAACUCAACCAAGACAAAACUAAACCUGACUGAGGAUAUAAAACUGUCCUUUUCCAGUUUCCCUCUGAGGACUCAAAGAAACACAGACCCAAUGUUGCAACACAGUAUUCAUUUCUCAACCAGUACUUCAGAGAAAGAUUAAAGGAGAGGAUGAAAGAAGGUACUGAAAACUCUGUAUCUGAUGCUUCUGAUGAAGAACCACUACCUAGUACCUCUAGAGGAACAACACACACAACACUAAUUUGAAAAGUGCUCUAUGUCAUGAUGAGGAGAAAGAUGAACAUGGAAGGUCUCUCUCUGGUGAUGUCAAGAGUUUCCAGACAGAAGAACUCAGCCUUGAAGAUACCCAUGCACCUUCCUGUUCUCUUAGUCUCAGGAAUACCCUUGUUAGUCUUCCCAGCUUCAACCACAAAUAAUUUAGAGAUGGAAAUAACAGACCUUAAUCCAUCCAUGGUUUUAACAUGAAUGAGAAUUCUAACACUAACAUAAAAUUAUAAUAACAACUGUAGUAAUGAGGACACUGGACGUCUUUAGGGUGGAAAUAAUAUUUUAUGCAUGUAAACAAAAAUAUAAGUAAUUGGAAAUUUGAUAUUAGUCAUAUGCCUAAAUCUAGUAAACCCAAAGUUCAGUCAGUGGUUUACACAUCUCAAAGCAGUGAGUCAGGUGACUGAAAUAAAAAAAGACACCAUAUUUCUGUAGCUAAAGAUGUAUGUACAAGAACAACUGAACCUUGGAUUUUUUUUUAUCUCUUCUGAUUUUACUUUAAAUGUUUCAGAAAUCUGUCCAGGUUUGCACUUUUAUUUAGUGCAUUGAGAAUUUCAUAUGAUGCAUUUUGAUCAUAUCCUACUGCUCUUCCCUGAUUAAAUCCUCCCUCCCUGCCUACU
Messenger RNA from Peromyscus leucopus (white-footed mouse), 2618 nucleotides. Its product is annotated as disks large homolog 5-like. The transcript has 13 exons. The record is from RefSeq and is a predicted model, not a curated record. NCBI's taxonomy places the organism in Eukaryota, Metazoa, Chordata, Mammalia, Rodentia, Cricetidae. The coding region runs from base 1 to 1095 and encodes 364 amino acids.